GCGUACGGGUGCAACUAGAGGACGACCAACUCCGUCGGCUCCGCUGUUGAGCAUUCAGCUCCUACAUCUGGCUGGAAGUUCUGAAGACAGGACGGAACGAGAUUCAGCCGUCGUAAUCAACUUAGCUAUUUUUUAUUCGACGAAUUAGUAAACCGAAAUAUCAGCUAUGAAGUUACUGUGGGCUGUCAGUGCCCUGCUGCUGAGCUGUUGGCGAGCUAAUGCGUCCACAGCCCCAGACAUCAUCACCGAACCUUCUGAGGUCACCAACCAGACCUCCGCGAUCCUCAGCUGCAACUUGACAGAGUCCAGCCUUCCCAGCAAGGGCUCCCAUUGGGUGCACAAUGGCAAAGUCCUGGAAGAAUCUAAGUCCAAUGAAGCCCAUUCAUACACAGUCCUCCAUUUGGACAAGAUCACCCACAGCUCUGGUGGAAAGUAUGAAUGUGUGUUUCUGACUGAUCCAGAGGUGAAGCAGACAAUUGAAGUCAAAACACUUCCCCACGUUGCUGCCUACAAGCACUCUGAGCACGGCAAUGAGAAAGACAAAGGUGUGAUGGUCUGUGUGAGCCAUGGCUAUCCACUGCCCACUAACUGGAACUGGCACAAAGAGAAAGAUGGUGUCCAAACACCUAUCUUAAACGGCACCAGUGACAAAUAUGAGAUCAAGAGCACCCCUAACAAGACCACUCUGACCAUUCAAGACCUGAGCAUCGAAAACGACAUUGGAGACUACGUCUGUGCCGGAACCAAUGAACUUGGCACAACUACUGACAAGAUCCACCUGCGUGUCCGCAGUCGCUUGGCCGCUCUCUGGCCCUUCCUUGGCAUCGUGGCCGAGGUCAUCAUCCUGGUGACCAUCAUCUUCAUCUAUGAGAAGAGGAGAAAGCCUGAUGAGAUCAACGACGAUGACGACUCAGGCUCUGCUCCUCUGAAGAGCAAUUCUACUGCAAACCACAAAGACAAGAAUGUGAGGCAAAGGAAUUCUAAUUAGAAGUUGAAUGAGAUGGACAUCCAGAUGGCAGUCCAGGACUCAGCUGUUGUGUGGCACAUCAUACUGUGCACCCUGCAAUUUUCAGUACCUUUUUUGUGCUUGGGUGUUAAUGUUCUAAGAAACUGACUGAUUUCCUCUUGUUUUAUUUUUUUUCUUCUGUAUUCUUCUCCACAUUGUGCAGCCACAGAACAUAGUGUGAAGUAAUUUCUGCUUGAGGCUGCGGGGCAAAUAUUGCAUGAGUUAAAAUGCCGUUUUAGCAAAGUGUGUGUUCGUUGUAAAAUCAUUAGACCGUUCAUGUGAGGAAUGCCUCGUUUGUGGUUAUUUUUCUGUUGAUGCUGAUUCUGCACAGACCUCACAGCUGUCAGUUUUUGCUUUUACACAGGGUUCCCAUAAUCAUGAAGCUACUUGAAAAAGUUUUGGAAUUGGAAAAAACUGAUAACCAGGUUUGGAGGUGGUUUGUAAUUAACAGAGUUUUGGAAAUGCAUCGUUUUGGCUGUAGUUUAAAAUGCAUUACUAAAAAUCCCAGACCAUGUCUUGCGUUAAGCAAAAUACAUUCCUUGAAGCUUUUGCUGCGCUGCAUGACUGUUGAAAUGUCACUAAUAUCACAGACCAGAUGAAUAAGACCAGGGGAAUAAGCUAUGACAUCGGAAGAGAAACAGAAGCUUAUUUGUAGCUGGUUAACUGCAGCUUGCAAAGUACCUGUAUGUGCCAGUCUGGUCUGUUGACAUAUGCAUCUAGUUGGUGGCAGGAAUGUCUAACCAGUGAGUAAAGUUAUCAAACACCAGGAGCUUGCUUAUGCGCACAUGCCUUAAGUAUGUGUCUCAUAAUGAUGGCUGUAUCUCUGUAUGGGCUUACCUAUUGAAACAACUUUAAGUCGUGGAAAUGGGGUAGAAUAUUAUGGAAAAGUCACAGAAAAGGUUUUGAAACUUCAUCAGUGGAAAUGUGUGGGAACCCUGUUUUAUAUUCUAUCUGGAAUGGUUCCUUGCAAAACAGCACAAGUUCAGUUGAGAGGAUCUGAAACAUUUUAGAUCCUAAUUUAUCACUGCCAUUCUUAUAGCAACCACUGGAGUGCGUUUGAAUUCAUGUUUGACCUGUCCCUACUCCACCGCACACCUCCUUUUGCAGAGUUUUAUACUUUGCCUUAACAAGCACCAUUUUCUCUUUUGUGUGUAAAUGUGAUACUUACAAUUAAAUGCUGAAAUAAUUAAUGAAGGUUUGGUUGCCAUAAGAAAUUACAGUUUUUUUUUAGUAGGAAAGCAUUUGUCCUUUUAAAUCCAGCUUUUAUUUCCUUUUCCUAUUAACAUUUUAAAUCAAAGUUUUAGUCACUGAUGUUUUUGUUGCCGAUGUCACAUCCAGAGUAAAAAUAUAUUAAGGACCAAGUGCAAGUAACAUCUGUUGCUUCUGUCGAACGCAACUUGAAUACUACACACUGAAGUUUAUAUUUAGUACCGGAGAUUAUCGUUUCAGAUGUUUUUCUUUCUCACUCGAUGUGAUCUGAGAUAGAAAACAUCCUGUAUGCGAUUGUUGGGCCGUCGUCUCUGUUCCCUUCACUGUGUAGAUGAUUCAGAAGCCAUAUGUUCCAUUUAACCUGAGUAGUGUUGUGAUUGGAUGUUACCAUUUCAGAGUUACACAAAUUAAGAAGACCUAGUCAGAAUUGUGUCAAGUGUUGUACCUUCCGAAUACCUGGAACAACCAUCUGUUGUACAACUUGCACAAACUGAAUAAAGGUAUUUGAUUUUA
Molecule: messenger RNA, 2728 nt
Organism: Epinephelus fuscoguttatus (brown-marbled grouper)
Lineage: Eukaryota; Metazoa; Chordata; Actinopteri; Perciformes; Serranidae
Gene: bsg
Product: basigin
Exons: 8
Coding region: 167-988 (273 amino acids)
Source: RefSeq, a predicted model, not a curated record